GUAUUUUAGAAAGUUCUAUAAAUUUUCGAAAAAUAUGAACAACUUACUUAAUAGUAUGAAUCUUCCUAAAGAUUUAUUAGUAUUAUCUUCUUUACCUGUUACUAGGAAUAUCAGGAAAAAAAGAAUGUAUGAUAAGCUAUGUGAAGACGAAACACCGGAGUUACCAUUAGACAAGUUCAGAGUUGAAACAUAUUAAACAAUAAUUGACCAGAUUACUAAUAGUCUAAAUGAACGUUUCACCCCCAAUAAUCAAUUGAUAGCAGAUGUUCAAUACUUGAUCCCUAAAAAUUUUAAACAAAUAAAACAAGUUCCAAAUACAGCUUUAAAACAUUUGGAAAAUUUAGCAAAUGUAGAUCAUGAUUCAUGAUGUGUGUUAUUUGGAUUCUUGAAGACCAUUUAAAUAUUGCUAAAUGUAAUGCAACCUACAUCAGCAUGACUAUACAAAAUGACCUGAUAGAAUGUUGUGGAGAGAUGUAAUAAAGAAUAAAAUUUUAAACAAUGUUCAUAAAUCAAAAUUAUUUAGUAUUUUAGCUGAUGAAACAACCGAUAAUAGUAUAUCUGAACAAUUUUAAUUUUGUGUUAGAUAUUUUGGUACAGAUAAGUGUACCGUUGAAGAAUACUUUAUCGGGUUUACAAAAGUUGAAAACGUUACUGGAGAAAAUUCGACUGUUACUAUAUUACGAUUAUUGAAAGAAUAUAAUUUAGAUAUUUCAUUACUUAGAGGCCAAGGAUAUGAUGGAGCAGCUAACAUGAGCGGUCCAUUUAAAGGAGUAAAAUCGAGAAUUUUAAAAUUACAACCUCUUGCUCUUUAUACUCAUUGUGCAAACCAUAGAUUAAAUUUAGUUUUAAAUAAAGCUAGUUCUAUUCCUUCAAUACGCAAUACAAUUGGAAUAAUUACAAAUAUAAAUAAUUUUUUAAGAGAAUCUGCUAUAAGAACAAAUCAUUUAAGUUCAAAAAUAACAGAGCUUUUACCUACUCAAAAAGCAGUUAAGGCUAAAAAAUUAUGUGAUACUCGUUGGGUCGUGGUAUAUUUUUAAAUAAAUUUUACAAGAAUGAUUAUUAUGCCUCUCCUGUCAAAAUAUUCUGGAUCCGCCGUUGAUCAUGAACAACUUUGUUUAGAACUUAAACAUUUUUCUAAAGUAUAUCCAAAACUAAAAAUAUCUACAAUAGAAAUAACUAAACAAAUCUACCGUCAAUUUGAUACUGAUUCAGAUAUAGAUAACGAUGAAGACAAAAUAUGUUCUGAUACAGCAUUUUCUUAUAAUAACAAAAACAUCAUACAUGACACUAACAAUUUCCUACCAUAUGUAUAUAAACUGUUAUACAAUUUAAACAUGCAUGUCUCAGCUUAUACUCAAUUAUGUGCUUCAUAUGAAUUUUUUCUUACAUUGUCAGUCACCGAGGUAAACUGUGAGAGAACUUUCAGCAAACUAAAACUUGUUAAAACAAGACUUAGGGCUAAUAUGAGUCAAGAUAAUUUAGAAGCACUUUUAAUUAUGUUCAUCUGUUGUAUAUAAUCGUGACAUUGUGAUUUUUUUAUUGUUUUAU
This is a messenger RNA of Sipha flava (yellow sugarcane aphid), 1548 nucleotides long. RefSeq lists its product as uncharacterized. The transcript has 2 exons. Bases 1053 to 1517 code for a protein of 154 amino acids. NCBI's taxonomy places the organism in Eukaryota, Metazoa, Arthropoda, Insecta, Hemiptera, Aphididae. The record is from RefSeq and is a predicted model, not a curated record. Gene Ontology annotation, molecular function: protein dimerization activity.